Exophiala xenobiotica is the source of this 1648-nucleotide messenger RNA. RefSeq lists its product as uncharacterized. NCBI's taxonomy places the organism in Eukaryota, Fungi, Ascomycota, Eurotiomycetes, Chaetothyriales, Herpotrichiellaceae. The record is from RefSeq and is a predicted model, not a curated record. The transcript is spliced from 2 exons. Gene Ontology annotation, cellular component: cytoplasm; membrane; intracellular membrane-bounded organelle. The coding region runs from base 88 to 1500 and encodes 470 amino acids. Gene Ontology annotation, biological process: sphingosine biosynthetic process.
AACCACGAUGAGCAUGUGCCCAUGAGCAUGAACUCGAAUUGUACGAUUGCUUGAAGUGUAACACCAUACGGUGGUACCGAGGACAAAAUGGCUGAACCUUCGAAACCAGAUGGUUUACCAAGUGGCGGUCAGUAUGAAGCACCAAAACCACCGCCUAAACAGAACCCAGUAUUCCGCAUGAUGGGUCUGCCCAAUUUUCGGUUUAGACUACCCUCGCGGAACUGGUUGAUCUUCCUUACCAUUACCGGUGGUUGGACUGCAGCUGUGGUCUACGACAAGCGGGAAAAGAAGAAGGUUCAGAAGAAAUGGUGCGAUCUCGUAGCGCACAUAGCACAGGAGCCGUUGCCCGUCAAUCAGUUGCGCAGAAAGCUGACAGUCUUCCUGUCCGCCCCUCCCGGAGAUGGAAUAAGCCCCUCGAGGACAUACUUCAAGGAAUAUGUGAAACCAGUAUUAGUCGCCGCCGCAAUGGACUAUGACGUGAUCGAAGGUCGCAAAGAAGGUGACGUACGAUACGGAACAGCAGAACAGAUACGCAGACUCCGGCGGAAAAAGGGCGAGAAGGCACUUGCACAAGAGAAAGAGGAGGAGGAGGAGAUGGACACGGAGAGGGCCAUCGAAAUGAUUCGAGAGAAGAUGAACGUUGGCCCAGAGCCUGGAGUUCGAGGCGAUUUAGUCCUUGGAAGGCAUACCUGGAAAGAAUAUAUCCGAGGCUUGCACGAAGGCUGGCUCGGUCCUGUGGACGAACCCAUUCCUCCUCCUGAGGUGGAACCGACACCAUCACCCAUCCACCUUCCCACCGAAGCUCGAACGGACGAUCCGGCAGCGACCACGGAAAGCCCAGAACCCGAAAAGAAGGUCGAGGAAGAGAAGGAAAAGAAGAAGCCAUCCCCACCCCCAGCAUACAUAUCCACCGACAAAUACUCCUCCGCUUCAUUAUCACCAAAGACACCUAGCACCUUUGAACCAUCACAACCCAUCUACCAGCAGCACCUGUUAGGUUUUCUCAAAACACCUCAAAGAAUAUACAACUUCCUCAACCGCCGUCAUCUAGCCGAUCAAAUUGGUCGCGACACAGCAGCAAUUGUGCUUGCAAACUACAGACCAUACCAUCAAGGCUCCAUGUUCCCGUCAACAGCUGCGUCUGAAGACCUAGAUGCUGUUCCCGUAGCGACAAAAGCGCCCGAAAUCGAUGCCUCAGCCUCAGCCUCAGCCUCGUUCAGUCAAGGAUGGGAGCAACUGUCAGUGCUCGAAGUCGAAGAACCAUACUGGCACAAGUCCAUCCAUAAACCUCGGAAAGAAGGUGACGAUUCGGAACAGAUAUGGCUCAAGGAUGCCGUAAUCGACCCUCGAAUUGGCGAGCGCAUGAGGAGGUUCGAGCUCACUGCAGAAGAGGAGGAGAGAGCGCGUCGGAUCGCCAGCGGAUCCGAAAAGACUCGUGCUAUACCCGUGCAGGACCUGAGAAGUGAGAAGGUCAAGCUCGGGAAUGCUGAUGAGGCAUAGGCAUGAGCAUGCCUUUGCGUCGACCUGUACCUGUAUAUUCUCUUUCAACGUCUCGUCUGCUAUGAUGUGCAGACAAAGAUACCCUGCUCGGCAUAGUCGAAUUGCUCUUAUGUACACUGUAGUAAAUGUGAAUCGAAACAUUCUUCAC